GAAAGCGCGCCCCCUGCCAGUUGAGCCCAGUGUGUGCAGCUGUAGUCAGUCAUCAUGGCGUUAGUAGCGGCAGCCAAGCGCUGUGCAUCCUCUGCACUUUUCAAUAGAUCAUUGUCAUUACCCGAGCUCAUAUCCGCCUACUCUUAUCAUAAAAAGGUGGUGGACCACUAUGAAAACCCUAGAAAUGUUGGUUCCCUGGACAAGAAUGCCAAGAACGUGGGCACUGGUUUGGUAGGCGCACCUGCAUGCGGGGAUGUAAUGAAACUACAGAUUGAGGUGGAUGAGAAUGGAAAGAUAAUAGACGCCAGAUUCAAAACAUUUGGAUGUGGCUCAGCCAUUGCUUCCAGCUCACUGGCCACAGAGUGGGUGAAGGGGAAAUCGAUUGAUGAAGCCCUGAAAAUCAAAAACACAGAGAUUGCCAAAGAACUUUGUCUACCACCAGUCAAACUACAUUGCUCUAUGCUUGCAGAAGAUGCGAUCAAGGCUGCAUUAGCAGACUACAGGCUCAAACAGAAGGACAAGGAGACGUUGGCAGAAGCUCGAAAUUAAUUCACCAAUGAGUCACUGUCACCCACUCUUGCUGUGACUCAGGAAAAAAUGGUGUAGUUUAUUCCCUUAUUGAGGUUGUAAUAAACAUAAUAGCCAGUGUCUAUCAUUACUGCUAUAUGCACACUGCCUUAGCAUUGCUGGUUUGAAGUGCUUUGUAUUGACAGACUGUGGGGAUCUUUAGAUUAAAGUUUUUUUCUGUAUCUCUCUGAAUCACGCACAUUAAAAUAAACUUUGAUUCCUAAAGAUCUCAUACUCUGACAUGAAAUGUUCUCAAUAUUAAAUGUAUAAUACUAAAAUGCUUUUAAAUAUAUUCUACUACACUUUAUAAAGAGUAAAGUAUGGGUUUUGGGAAAAAAAUGUACAUUUGUUAAGCUUUGCAGGAGGGUCAUUAUAGUUUUGGCAGUGAUUUGUAAGCAAACAAGUGACACCAAAAAAUCAAUAGAUACCUGGGCUUUGAUGCUGUAUUAUUUCUUGUAAAAACUUAAUAAAGCUCUAGAUGUUAA
Messenger RNA from Megalobrama amblycephala (Wuchang bream), 1052 nucleotides. It is a transcript of the gene iscua, whose product is annotated as iron-sulfur cluster assembly enzyme. Bases 55 to 549 code for a protein of 164 amino acids. The transcript has 5 exons. Gene Ontology annotation, biological process: intracellular iron ion homeostasis; iron-sulfur cluster assembly. Lineage: Eukaryota; Metazoa; Chordata; Actinopteri; Cypriniformes; Xenocyprididae. Gene Ontology annotation, molecular function: ferrous iron binding; 2 iron, 2 sulfur cluster binding. The record is from RefSeq and is a predicted model, not a curated record. Gene Ontology annotation, cellular component: cytoplasm; mitochondrial matrix.